Brassica oleracea var. oleracea is the source of this 1627-nucleotide messenger RNA. RefSeq names its product BAHD acyltransferase At3g29680-like. NCBI's taxonomy places the organism in Eukaryota, Viridiplantae, Streptophyta, Magnoliopsida, Brassicales, Brassicaceae. The record is from RefSeq and is a predicted model, not a curated record.
CUUGAAUGAAACUGUGUUGAAAUUUAUUAGCUAAUAGGUUCACUACUAGUACAUAAGAACAAUUUUUCUGAUCAUAUCAAAAAUAUAGCACAUAACAAGACUUGUUAAGGAUGUUGCUUCAAAUUCCUUAGAACAUUGCAUUUGAUGCUGGAUUUAUAGGUUUGAUAUCUGAAGAAUCAACUUCUUACAGAUAAACCAUAGUGAUGAUUGAUAAAUGAUAAUCCCCUCUGUGUAAUAUAUCUCUAUUGGGCUCAUACAAUGAUGUAUGUUACUUGGAUUAGCCUUUUGCAGUUCAUGAGAUGUUCUUAUUGGUUACAUAUAAUAUGGAGUGGCUGUACCCACCAAAAGCAUAUUCACCUGCCAAUAGCAUAUUCAUAUGUGGCUAAAACGCAACCCCACCGAGCGAGUCACCUUCUACCGACUCACCGACUCAUUUCGCGACUCCUUCUACUCCGAUAUUCUCCCCAAACUCGAGCGAUCCCUUUCCCUCGCCCUCAUCCACUUCCUUCCACUCUCCGGUCACCUCAAGUGGAACCCACAAGAUCCUAAGCCGCACAUCGUUGUCCUACAGCAAGACACUGUGUCUCUCACCGUGGCCGAGUCCAGCGCUGAUUUCUCUUGUACCAACAAAGGGCUGCGUCCCGAAACUGAGUUACGCGCUUUGGUGCCCGAGUUACCAGUUUCCUCUGACUCCGCACCUGUCCUGUCUCUCCAGAUCACUCUCUUCCCGAACCAAGGCUUCUCCAUCGGAACCACCGUCCACCAUGCUGCCGUCAUGGACGGACAAACGGCGGCAAAGUUUCACAAAUCAUGGGCUCAUAUUAUAAUCUAUGGAACCAUAAUACCGCAAGAUUUUCAUUUACCUACGCUUUUAGAUCGUUCGAUCAUCAACGUUCCAGCUGGACUUGAACCAAAGAUCCUCGAACUUAUGUCGUAUCUUGAAAAAGGUAGCGCAAGAAGCAUAAAACUGCCUUCCUUCAAAGAGCUCAACGACGUUGUCCGGAUCACGCUAGAACUGAGUCAAGAGAACGUUGAUAAACUUAAGGAGAGAGCCAAGAACGAGUCAACGUACUCUGAUCUUCACUUGUCAACGUUCGUAGUCACGUUCGCAUAUGUAUGGACCUGCAUGGUGAAGACGCGUAGAGGCGAACCAGAUCGACCGGUUCGGUUUAGGUACGUUGCUGAUUUCAGAAACCGGUUGGAUCCGCCGGUUCCUGAGACCUACCUUGGAAACUGUGUCGUAUCCAUCGUUUUAGAUGAAUACAAGGCGAAGAUGUUUUUGGGAGAAGAUGGUUUCGUUAAUGGCGUCAAGAUUCUAAGCGAUUCGGUCAAAGGUUGCGGUUCAAGAGGGGUUGAGUCAAUAUGGGAGCAGUACGAGGAAGGAAAAAAGAACUUCAAGAUGGGUACACAGGUGUUAUCUGUUAGCGGGUCUAACCAGUUUUGGAUAUACGGGUCAGAUUUCGGGUGGGGAAGACCCGUUAAUACGGAGAUUAUGUCCAUUUAUGGGAACAAUCAGAUUUCUAUGUCGGCAAGGAGGGAUGGAACUGGUGGCGUGGAGAUUGGCGUCUCUUUGAAGAAACGUGAGAUGGAUGUUGCUUCUUUUUUCACAAAUGGACUAGACAACUGA